AUAACAAUUCACAUCAUUUAGAACGAAAUUUCUGCAAUAUCUUCGAUAUCAUGUUCGGACCUAUGGGACUAUUUCGAUCACCUUACAUGCGAAAAAAGUUUUAUCGCGAGCAUUACAGUUUUGUCUCUUCAAUACCUAUUGCACUUCAAAAAGACAAUGAACAUAAAGACGCUUUCUACUACUAUGUACCAAUAUUGGAAACACUGACCGCGAUGGUCAAUGAUCCAACAAUUUACAACGCUGUAUUUCGGAAAAAACUCAAAGUGUCCGGUUACCUGACAGAUUUCGACGACGGUACCAAGUUUAAAACCAGUUCAUUUUUCUCCGAUAAGACAUUAAAUCUUUUUUUAUAUCAAGAUGCUGCUGAGAUGGUUGUUAAUGCUAUUGGCAACGCCACUGGCCGAUAUAAAUUAUUAUGCGUUUACAUGAUAAUUGGAAACAUUGAUUCACAUUUACGAUGUAAAACCGAAAAUGUGCAACUAAUACUUCUUUGCAAAAAUAAGGAUUUUUCUUAUUUCGGUUCGAAUUGCAUAUUUCGACGACUCGUUGAAGAUAUUAAAAUACUGGAAGAAAACGGGAUUGUUGUACAUGGUGGUGGAUUUCCUGAAACUAUACGAGGUUCAAUAUUUACUACAAUGAAUGAUAACUUGGGAGCACAUCAAAUAGGAGGUCUUGUAGAGAAUUUUUCAACAAGCUCUCACUUCUGUAGAACUUGUUAUAUUGAUCACAAGUUGUUUAAAAUUGAUAGCUUGAAUAAGGCAGAAAUUAGGAAUCCUGAAACGCAUAAACAUGACAUUCAGAUGAUCACAAACAAUGCAAGUUGUAUACCUUUCCGAGGAAUAAAAUCAGAAUGUAUAUUUGAUGAAUUGCAACACUUCAAAAUGUUUGAUCUAGGAGCCGCUCCGUGUAUAGCUCACGACUUAUUUGAAGGAUGGAUUAACAAUGAUCUAUUUUUAAUACUGAAACGCAUCUGCAAAGAGAAACAUAUAUCUCCUUUGUACAUUCAAGGUAGAAUGAACGAAGUUUGUCAUAAAUUGAAACUGGACACGAAAAUUGCCAUUGACUUUACUAGAAAAUCCAGAAACAUAAAAGCAAAGGCUUGUGAUAUCUGGCACAUUGUUCAAAUUUUUCCAUUUUUGUUUAUAAAUAAAUCAAUUGAUUAUAACGACCCGAUAAUACAUAUGCUGUUGCUGAUUAAAAACAUCACAGACAUUAUCACUACACCAGUUGUAUCUCAAAAUCAAAUUCACCUGCUACGAUCACUAAUAACGGAAUACAUUGAACUUCGAACUCAUCACUUUGAUACUCCACUUAGACCUAAACAUCAUUUCACCACCCACUAUCCUUGGAUCAUAUCGAGACUUGGACCUCUUAUGUCCUUCUGCACUUUAUUUUGUGAAAGAAAACAUUGUUUUUUUAAGCGAGCUCUACGAAGCACUCUUAAUUUCAAAAACGUCGUGAAGUUCUGUGCGGAGCAACAUCAGUUUUACCAAGCUCUACUAACACAAGAAAAUGCUCGUUUUGAAAGGCAUUUUUUGGUAUCAAAGUUUGUAGAAACGUAUAAAGACCUCCCUGAGGUAAUGCAAUCGGAAUUACGGAAAUUUUGCCUCCUAGACCUAGAGUCACUCUAUGCCGAAAAAGCAUCAUAUUGUGGACACGAUUAUGAGAAAAAUGAUUUCAUAUUCCUCGAACAUGAUGAGUAUGGUGAAAAAUUCUAUGUGGUUCAAAUUCAGCUGUUGAUUUUCAACAAAUACACUGAACAAGUUUUUGUUUUUGGACUAAAACAUUCCGUUCUCCAAUCUCCCGACAAAGGAACUCUGGAAAUCAAUUUAAAUCCACUGCUAGUUGUUGCUAAAAAUAUUAAGGAUUUUGUCGACCGAACUCCUUUGAAAUCGUUUCUUGAAAAUAAAAGGCUUUAUUUAUUCAUUCAGCAUGCGAUUCCUUUGGUUUGAGCACCUGAUAUUAAAAACUUCAAAAAAAAAUACAGAAUGGCGACCAAUAUUAAAAUUUACAAAAUAUGCGACGCGUCUCGGUUCAACAGAAUGGCCCUACCGGCUCUUUCCAGCGUCUCCAGUUUAUUAGAACAAGCAUCAAUUACAUUAGGCAAACAUUUUGAAACUAUAUACAUAGAAGCUGAUGGAUGUAAAAUCAUCUCUGACUUAGCAUUAGCCGCCUUCGAAACUCAGCUGUUAAUGGUAACUGAGGAAGAUGAAGCUUGGAUACCAAACUUUCAGCCACAAACGAAACAACAAUCAGCUUUAGAAAUUUCAGGAUCAGUUUUCAUGGGCUCAUCCCAAGAUCAAUCAGGUUUGCCUGAGGAAGAAAUACCCUUAAUCGCUUCUGUCACGUCGAAUACUGGAAUGACACAAGCAGAAAAUAUAAUGGACGAUGCCGAGAUGAUCACCGUAGAAUUCACAGAAGAUAAAUUUCAAGUUGCUGUACAGAACAAAUCAAAUUCAAAUGUUGAUAGUGAGGAGGACACUUCUGAUAGUAUUGAAGAUUUCUCAUCAAAUAUAAUCGAGCGAACUGUUGAUGCGACGGAGCAGCAUGUGCUGGUGACUGGAAAUGUACCAACAGCAGUGAGAGCAGAGUUUUUUCGACCUUGUGAUCAACGCUAUGAAAAUUUAACCAGACAGAUUUGCAGGGCCAGUAACGAUAUAGAAAAUCAAUCUCCAAAUUCCAACAAAAAAUGUAACUCUUCGGAUGGUGUACAUCUUCAGAAAAGUGGUAAAAAACACGCUUCAACAGAGAUGAAAUUUCGGUGUUUUAAUAUUAAUUGGAACAAAAUCAGUGACCGACUUUUAGAUCGUUUACGAUCUUUGCAAGAAUUUAAAAUAAAUAAUCCAGGUAUAUUCAUUCCCGCAUCCAUCCGUGUUACCAAGACUGAUUUGACCGCAUUAACGAAUGCUGUGGUUGACCAGCUCCGUAUGAUAGACUCAAUGAUCCGAGCUGAGACUAUGGAAACUGUGUCACGUCAAAUUUUUGAAAAAUUCCCGGCUUUAGAUUACACGGAUGAUGAUGGUUUUGGAGCCGGACAAGGUUACGUUGAGUUAAAAUACAAAAUGAUCAAUCGCAAUAAUUAUUUAAAUCGAUUUAAAAGCUGUCGGGCAUCAAUUUCGGAUAUCGUAAUGAAUUUGAAGAAAAAGCGAAAUUCUCGAGCAGGAACACGCAAGGAAUAUUGGGAGAAAACAUCCAAUAUAUGUGAAAAGCAUAUUCUGUCGAAGUUAUCCCGAGAUGAGCCAAAUUUAAUGACGAACGAUUUUCUACUACAAUCACAGGCUUACGUAAGAUACAAAUUGGACGAGAAAGUCGAGACAAUUGUAAUGCUAUCACAGCUUCCCGUUCUUCGACGUAGGAUGUUACUCAAUUUUCAUUUCGAAAAGGCAACUGGAGUUAACGUUAAUGAUUUCCGGAGGUAUUUUUUGAUGAAAAAAGAAAAAAUCAUCCAAUACUCACUUGUUAAAAAUAAGAAUUCGCAUUUGAGUGAAAAAUCGUCCGAUUAUGACAUUCUUCAGUUUUUAUGCUCGCUUGUAGGAGAGAGUUUCAGCGAAAUAAUCAUCCACAAAGAAAUUGGCAGCCGUAUUGAUGAUAUCAUCGUAGAUAAUCCUGGACCGGUACUGGCAGCUGUUGAUGUUGGAUAUGACAAAACAAUGUUUUAUUGCUAUGCAAAUGAUGUGCGUCUUUCAGAGGGAGCGGAGGAUAUACUAACAGGAAUGGAGGAUCUUUUUACCAUCUAUUUUGUUCAUAAUUUUAUGUAUGCUAAAUCUGUUUCCAAAUUUUUGGAGCUACUACAGGAAUAUUUUUUUAAAAUAAUUACUUUCGUUGCAUCAAAGUCUACUGCAAGUCGAAUAGGUCAAAGACAGAGAAGAGUGAGAAAAGUUAUUGCAGAUAUAUCUAAUUUCGAUGUAGCCUUUGAAGAAGCUAUUGAAUAAUGUAAUGUCAUUUAUUAUUCCCUGAGAACAAAAGCAAUUAAAGUCCAUUAAUUUUUCUGUAUUUG
This is a messenger RNA of Malaya genurostris, 3997 nucleotides long. RefSeq lists its product as uncharacterized. NCBI's taxonomy places the organism in Eukaryota, Metazoa, Arthropoda, Insecta, Diptera, Culicidae. The record is from RefSeq and is a predicted model, not a curated record. The transcript has 5 exons. Bases 1989 to 3932 code for a protein of 647 amino acids.